Molecule: messenger RNA, 486 nt
Organism: Helobdella robusta
Lineage: Eukaryota; Metazoa; Annelida; Clitellata; Rhynchobdellida; Glossiphoniidae
Exons: 6
Coding region: 1-486 (161 amino acids)
Biological process (GO): dUMP biosynthetic process; dUTP catabolic process
Molecular function (GO): dUTP diphosphatase activity; magnesium ion binding
Source: RefSeq, a predicted model, not a curated record
AUGUCUUGCGAGUUUGCCGAACCAAAUCAAAACAAAAUCUUAAAACUUGAGCAAGAGCAGCCCGUCUUGAGAUUUGCGAAGUUGUCCGACAAUGCUCACACCCCAACAAAAGGUUCCAAGCUGGCUGCUGGGUACGAUUUGAAGAGUGCUUAUGAUUAUAUUGUUGAGCCACAUGGUAAAACCUUAGUUCUCACUGACCUGCAAAUUGCUUUGCCAUCCGGUUGUUAUGGGAGAAUAGCUCCAAGAUCUGGCCUGGCAGCUAAAAACUUCAUUGAUGUGGGAGCUGGUGUGAUUGAUGAAGACUACAGAGGCAAUGUUGGAGUUCUGCUCUUCAAUUUUGGGAAGGAUGAAUUUAAAGUUAGCAAGGGAGAUCGCAUAGCUCAGUUAAUACUUGAAAGAAUUUUUCUUCCAGAUCUAGUUGAAUGCAAAUCUCUUGAUGAAACAGACAGGGGAAGCAAUGGCUUUGGGUCGUCUGGAUCUCAAUAA